Messenger RNA from Lingula anatina, 1105 nucleotides. RefSeq lists its product as uncharacterized. The record is from RefSeq and is a predicted model, not a curated record. Lineage: Eukaryota; Metazoa; Brachiopoda; Lingulata; Lingulida; Lingulidae.
GGAAAAACGACUUCAGGAAGUAAACAAAACAAAGGGAUAUACAUAUACUAGCCAGCAGGGCUGCUCGCAAAUCAACAAUGGCCAUGGCUGUCACUAUACCUCCUAUUGCUGGUUAUACAAGCGAUAACAGCACAAGUCUCUUCAGUGCUUGUUCAUCGGCCGCUAUUUUCCCGCCACUGGCUUGUGGGGACAAUACGCUGUGCACACGUAACCCGCUGUUCUCGAUCUUCACCGGCUCCAACCAGGUGUGCCUCUGUCCUUUGACAGCUUACCCCUUGGUGAAUGGAACAUGUCAGACUAUUGCCGGAACAUCCUGCACGACAGACCAAGACUGCAGUAACAGGUCAGCCGACUGCGUUGGUUUGAGCGGUUUCGGAUUGGAAACUUCCUUAGUUGAAUUUCUGUUGCCCGUUGUUGUGUUUGUGUGUCAGCUUACUGUUGAAUUCAGCUUUCAAGUCCCGGUGUGGACCUGCACGGGAAACACUUGCGCCGUCGUGGGAAUCGGGGCACCGUCGAUAUUUUCUGGAGGGUUCCCUGGAAGACGCAAACGGGAAGUUUCUAUCCCAUCUGAAGCGAUAAAAGAAGAUCAUGGUGCCCCGAUAACUGCGUCUGUAUCCAGGAAAACAAGAAGCGAAUCAGAGACUGCUCUUGGGCCGGAGAUCUCUUCCGUCGGUGACUCCAAAUCGAGGCAAAAACGCUGGACGCCAACAGUGGCGUGCACACCUGCUGUCCAAGUAUGGGGCUUUAUAGUAAGCUUUUUUACAAGCCAGACAAAUACGUACGUCUGUAGUUCGUUCGCACCUUCUUAAAAGCCAAAUAUCACAAUACCCGUCAAUCAUUUAAGACAGUCAAAAGGACAUAGGAUCAACUCGAUGCUCAGCCACAGCUAUUGGCGCAUGUUACCAGGACUUCGAUGCGUUUUUUUUUUUUUUUUUUUUUUUUUUUCUUGCUGACAGGAUAGUUAACAUUUGAUGAUUUCAUAAAUGUUGGUAGAUUCAAUUUUCAGAAGAAAUUAUUGGGCACAUUGCUUUGGACAGUGUAUUAUUUCAAAACGCAAAUUUCUGUCGAUGUGUGAAGGGUUAUGAUCAUACAUUGGUAAAUAAUA